Polistes dominula (European paper wasp) is the source of this 2307-nucleotide messenger RNA. RefSeq lists its product as uncharacterized. The record is from RefSeq and is a predicted model, not a curated record. NCBI's taxonomy places the organism in Eukaryota, Metazoa, Arthropoda, Insecta, Hymenoptera, Vespidae.
AUGUUCACGCGAUUUGUUAUUAGAUCGUUUUUAAUCGUGUUUUUUACGAUUGACUUGAUCAUUUCAUUACCAAUUGGUCCACCAAUAAGAAAUUUUGAUAAUAGACGAAGAGAUGAUUUGACGGGUGGUUUUGCCGAGUCACCGAAAGUUAUAGAAAUUCAAUUGCCAGUUAAAAUUGCUACGAAGGAUGAUCUGAUAGCUUGGGCUAAAUAUGUGAUGAGUUUGAUGGCAUCAAGGAUUAACAUAACUUUGUCAUCGGUCAAGGAAGAAUUGUCGAAGGUUGAACAGAAUCGUUUGAAAAAUUCUUUGAAAGUUCAAACACCUAGUCAAACAUCAUCAAGAUUUAAUAAUGAGAUUAAAACCAAAGGAUCUUCACAAUUUCCAACGACACGAAUCAAUGCCAAACAAGAAAGUAAUCUUUUCUUACCACAAUAUCCAAAUUUUGGUACGAAAAAUACAUUUGAUUUGAAUGACGAAGAAAUCAUACGUAACACAAAUAACGUUGUAAUACCACCUGCUGGAACAUAUCUUCCUGUACCAAUAAGUAAUCCUGGAAUAUCAGGAUACAGACAAGAAGAACCUAUAAGUAAAUUAUUCUUCGAUGAUUUUGAUAAAAACUUUACGAAUAAUUUUGAUAUCAGAACGUUCAACAACAACGAUGAUUUAAUAAAAAACGUUAAUAAUAAGUUUAUCAAUAAUCCUUUGGAAUUAUCAGCACCUAUUAGACAAAAUAAUUUGACAAAUAUUCAAAGAAAUAUAAGUGGUGGUCCUAUUAUACCAUUGAUAAGCGUACCAUUCGAAGCAGUGAUCACCAUAACGAGAGAAGAACAAUCAACCGAAUCUACAAUUCCACCAAAUAAAACAAAAAAUCUUUUGGUUAUACCGAAAAGAGAACCACCUGAUGAAUUUCCUCCUUAUUUCGAAAGAAAUUACACGCUUAUCGAUCAGGAUGGUCAAAUAAACGUGAUUUUUGAUGAUUUUAUAACUGAGGAUAAUAAAAAUACUUCAUCGAAGAAAAAUGUUAGACAAGAAAUGGACAAAAAUAAAAAGGACGAUAGAAGAAGACCGUCUAACACGGUUGGUGAACUUUUACAAUUGUUAGGAGUUUUAAGAAGAAAUUCGCAAAAUGAGACCAACGUUAAAACAACUUCGCCAAUUUUGAAGAUUAUUAAAGGUAUGACGUCACAGAAGGUACAAACUGCUCCAGCAUAUAACGAGUCAACAUUAUUGACAAGUAAAGAAGAAUUCAACGAAACUAAUUCUGAUUCACCGGAACUCGAACAACAGUAUGAUGACGACGAUGAUCGAAUGGGUGGAUCGUUACAAGCGAUACUUGAUUUAUUACCAUUAGCCGUACCAAUUUUAGAAGAUUUAAGUGACCCUAACUCGGACACAGAUUUGGCUGAGGUUUUACAAGCUGCUAUACCAUUGGUUCAAGGAUUAUCUGAAGGCGGUGGUGAGGAUGCUGUUGAUAUACCAGGAGCCCUAGUACCCAUUUUAUUAAGUCUCAGUGGAGUAAAUGGUAAAGGAAGUGACGUAGCAGCUAUCGCUGGACCACUUAUUCAAUUGAUAGCACCAUUGAUAGGACCUUUGAUUGGUCCUUUAAUUGGUCCUUUGAGUCGUUCCAGUAAUCCACCUUACGGACAGGGUGGUUCAUCUUUAUCGGCAUUGGUAAAAUCCGUGGCAGGUCCAUUAAGUACGCCAACUGGACCAGGAAAAAUGUCACCUCUAUCAAAUUUAAUAGCCGGGAUCAUUGCUAGUCUGAGCAAAGAAAUUUCAGUUCCUGGUAAAGGUGGUUACGGCCCUGGGGGAGGAGGAGGAUUAGAUUUGUCAACAUUGAUUAGUACAGUUGUCUCAGGUGUGCUAGCAGGUACUAGUGCUGGACUUAGUGGAUCAUCCAAAGGUAGUGGUUACAAAGAUUCUGCAUAUUCACCUACAAGCUAUGGCGAUUAUGGUGGUUAUGGUGGAUACGGUGCUUAUGGUCCUGCGCCAGCAAACGCAGUGAAUCCAGUUAAUUUGUUGAGUAAUUCAAUCAAAGGGAUUAUAAAUGGUGCACUACAAUUAGUUGGAUCAUUAUUAAAAGCAGUGACAGGUGUAUUAGGUGCUUCAUCACAAGAACCAGCACCACCUGCUUAUGGACCACCACCAGGUUAUGGGCCAUCUACUACAAGGGCUCCUGCUUACGCUUACAACUCGUAUGUAAAUGCACCAACCGGACAAACGCCACCUCCACCACCAAGGCAAACCAGUGUGAAGAAACGUAUUAUUUAAUCUUACUUAUAUAAAUAAUUAUUAUUCAUCUACUUU